AUGCUGAGAUUUGGGCAGCACCUCAUUAAGCCCUCCGUGGUCUUCCUGAAGACGGAGCUCUCCUUUGCCCUUGUGAACAGGAAGCCGGUGGUCCCAGGACAUGUCCUUGUUUGUCCUCUGCGGCCAGUGGAGCGUUUCCGCGACUUGUGUCCUGAGGAAGUGGCCGAUUUGUUUCGUACGGUGCAGAGGGUUGGCAACAUGGUGGAGAAACACUUCUGCGGCACCUCGCUCACCGUUUCAAUUCAGGAUGGCCCCGAGGCUGGACAAACGGUGAAGCAUGUCCAUGUCCAUAUCCUUCCAAGGAGAGCUGGAGACAAAUCUACGAGGAGGUAUUUUGACUUUUAUUCAGAGUUGCAACGACAUGAUAAAGAGGAUUCCGCUGACAAGUGGAGAACAGAAGAAGAAAUGGCAGCUGAAGCAGCAACUCUGAAGAAGUAUUUUCAGGAAAAUUAA
Molecule: messenger RNA, 453 nt
Organism: Pterocles gutturalis (yellow-throated sandgrouse)
Lineage: Eukaryota; Metazoa; Chordata; Aves; Pterocliformes; Pteroclidae
Gene: FHIT
Product: fragile histidine triad
Exons: 7
Coding region: 1-453 (150 amino acids)
Biological process (GO): intrinsic apoptotic signaling pathway by p53 class mediator; negative regulation of proteasomal ubiquitin-dependent protein catabolic process; diadenosine triphosphate catabolic process
Cellular component (GO): nucleus; plasma membrane; cytoplasm
Molecular function (GO): ubiquitin protein ligase binding; bis(5'-adenosyl)-triphosphatase activity
Source: RefSeq, a predicted model, not a curated record